CUAACGCGGUUGGUGGUGUGACGUCCGAACUCUCCUUGCCAAGCAUGGCUGUGUCUCUGUGGUUCCUGGGGGUGUUUGUGUUCACGCUGGCUCACGUCUCCCCCUCCAGCCAAGCUAUGUCCCGGGCUGCCAUGCCUUUUGGGCUGCUGCGCAGGGAGCUGGCAUGUGAGGGUUACCCCAUAGAGCUGCGCUGCCCAGGAAGUGACGUGGUUAUGGUGGAGACUGCCAACUAUGGACGCACUGAUGAUAAGAUCUGUGACGCAGACCCCUUCCAGAUGGAGAACACACAGUGUUACCUCCCUGACGCACUGAAGAUCAUGGCCCAGAGGUGUAACAACAGGACUCAGUGUGUGGUGGUUGCAGGGGUUGACGUCUUCCCAGACCCCUGUCCUGGAACAUACAAGUACCUGGAAAUCCAGUAUGAGUGCGUCCCUUACAUUUUCGUGUGUCCCGGCUCACUGCUCAGCAUCCAGCCGGCCUCGUCUCUCCUUGAGGCAGAGCAUCAGUCGGGGGCGUGGUGUAAGGACCCGCUGCAGGCUGGUGACCGGCUGUACGUCAUGCCGUGGACGCCGUACAGGACGGAGGUGUUGUACGAGUACGCCUCGUGGGACGACUACCGCCAGAACAGAGUCACCACCACCUACAAGUUGCCAAGUCGUGUGGACGGUACAGGCUUUGUGGUCUAUGACGGGGCCGUUUUUUACAACAAGGAGCGAACGCGCAACCUGGUCAAGUACGACCUGCGGACUCGCAUCAAGAGCGGUGAGGCUGUGGUUGUCAAUGCCAACUACCACGACACGUCGCCAUACCGCUGGGGAGGGAAGUCAGACAUUGAUCUGGCCGUGGACGAGAACGGCCUUUGGGUGAUUUACUCUACUGAAGCCAAUAAUGGACGCAUCGUAGUCAGCCAGGUGAACCCCUACACUCUAAGGUUUGAGGGUACAUGGGCCACCGGCUUUGACAAGCGUGGGGCAAGUAACGCCUUCAUGGCCUGUGGCGUGCUCUAUGCCGUGCGCUCUGUCUUCCAGGACGAUGAGGGUCAGGCGGAGGGCAGAGUCGGCAGCGACAUGGUGGUUUACGCCUACGACACCAGUCGUGGACAAGAGUUGCCGGUUCAAAUCCCAUUCCCCAACCCAUAUCAGUACAUCUCCUCCAUAGACUACAAUCCCAGAGACAACCAGCUGUAUGUGUGGAAUAACUACUACGUGCUGAGAUACCCGCUCCAGUUCACACCCCCACCACCCACCAAAGGUCCUCUCUCCUCCCUGAUGACAACCGUCCGCUCCUACACGGCCACGGUCGCCCUGACUCCAGUGCGCCCUUCAGCCUCUCAUCCAAUCGGCGUCAUCAACAGAGGACCCUUUGACCAACGACCAAUCACAGCCAUGGUCCCUCUGACCCCACGUCCACCUCUGCGUGUCCCUUUGGCUCCUGGGGGCCCUGGUCAGGUGGGCGGGUGUGAGGGCCGGGUGGCACGAGGGGUGCAGUGGCCGCCAACCCUGAAGGGAGAGACCGUGGAGAGACCCUGCCCUAAAGGGUCCCUGGGUAUUGCUUCCUAUCAGUGCGUGCAGACGCCUGUAGGCUGGAGCUCCAGAGGACCUGACCUUUCCAACUGCACCUCUCCCUGGGUCAGCCAAAUUGCACAGAAGAUUAGGAGCGGAGAGAAUGCGGCUAACAUUGCCGGGGAGCUGGUCAACCUGACGCGUGGGCGGAUCUACGCCGGUGAUGUCAGCAUGUCUGUCAGGCUGAUCGAACAGCUAUUGGACAUCCUGGACUCCCAGCUCCAGGCCUUGAGACCGGCCAACAAAGAGUCAGCGGCUCGCAAUUAUAACAAGCUGCAGAAGAGAGAGCGCACUUGCAGAGCCUACGUACAGGCCGUUGUUCAGACGGUUGAUAACCUGCUGGGUCCUGAAGCCUUGGUGUCCUGGGCUGACAUGAGCAGCUCUGAUCAGUCCCGCUCUGCAUCCCUGCUGUUAGACGCGGUGGAAAAAGGAGCAUUUUUAUUGGCUAACAAUCUCUAUGAAGGCCGUUUCAGUGACAGGACCCCAAAUGUUGACGUGGAGGUGUAUGUGCUGAAUACAGAGGCGGACAUACAGGACCUGACGUUCCCUCACUCGUAUGACAGCGAUAGCAUCCUGCAGAUAUCGGCGCUGGCUCUGCAGCAGUACAGCAACAAUGGCCAGGUAAAGCUGGUCCUCACUCUCUAUAAGAAUCUUGGCUCCUUCCUGACCACCCAGAACUCCACCCUGCGACUGGGGCUGGGACUCAGUCAGGGUUCAGAGGUCAGACGUAGGAGUCUGGUGGUCAACUCCCACGUCAUCUCUGCGUCUGUGCACAGAGGAUCCAACAGAGUUUACCUCUCUGAGCCGGUGAUCUUCACUCUUAGGCACCUACAGCUUGAGAACCACUUUGGCCCCAACUGUUCUUUCUGGAACGCAUCAGGGGUUUCUGGGAGUGGCAGGUGGUCCACACAGGGCUGCCGCCUGAUACACACAAACAACACACACACCACCUGCGCCUGCAACCACCUGUCUAGUUAUGCUGUCCUCAUGACGUAUCAGCAGCCUGCUUUUGGUGUCGGUGUGGAGGAGCUUCUCGUCUAUGUGGUUUCUUGGGUGGGCAUUUCUGUGGCGCUGGUGUGUUUGGCCACCUGCCUUACCACCCUAUGCUGCCAGGGGGCGCCGUGGCACACCGACCACAGCACCAUCCACUGUAACCUGUGGGCCAACCUGCUCAGCACAGAGCUGCUGUUUCUCGUUGGGGCAAACAAGACUCAGUACACAGUGGUGUGCUCCAUCAUCGCCGGCCUGCUGCACUUCUCUCUGCUGGCUUCGUUCUGCUGGUUGUGUCUGGAGGGGGUGGAGCUCUACCUGCUGCAGAGGGAGGUGUUUGAGGGACGCAACUCCAGGAGGAAGUACUUCUACCUGUGUGGAUACUCCAUCCCCGGGCUGGUGGUAGCCGUGUCUGCAGCCAUUGACUUCAGAGGCUACGGCUCCACAACAGCAUGCUGGCUGCGAACAGACAAUUACUUCAUCUGGAGCUUCGUGGGCCCUGCUGUGGUCAUCAUUACGCUGAACCUGGCUGUCUUGGUGAUGACCUUACAUAAGAUGCACAGCACUGCUGCUUUAAAGCCAGACUCUAGCCGCCAUGACAACCUGAGGGCGUGGGCGGUGGGCUCCCUGACGCUGCUCUUCCUGCAGAGCGUCACCUGGUCCUCGGGCCUGAUGUUCCUGUCCGCUCCGUCUCUCAUCCUGGCCUACCUCUUCUCCUCUCUCAACACCGCCCAGGCCCUGCUCAUCACCAUCCUGCACUGCACACUCGCCAGAAAGGGUCAGAAGGACUACGGCCGCUGCCUGCGUCUCUCGCAGUGCUGUGUCACUUCCUCCUCCAGUUCUCCUGACUCAGUAAAAGGGGCCGCUCUGCGCUCAAACAGUCGCUACACCAGCAGCCAGAGCCGGAGAGCGACAGCCAACAGACAGAGUCGAAUCAGGAGGAUGUGGAACGACACUGUGCGCAGGCAGACCGAGUCUUCUUUCAUCGCUGCAGACGUAAACAACACUCCCACUCUGAACCGAGCUCCUUUAGGGAACCACUUCCUCACAAAUCCAGUGCUGCAAACUCAUGCUGGAGCGUCACCUUACGACACAAUGUUGGCGCAGGGAUACAACCAGCCCUUCACCGCCACAGAGGGCGGCGUGACCCAGAGCCAGGAGUCCUGCGGGUUGGACAGUGUGUGUCUCAACGGAGGCUACACCCCCAACACCUUUACCCUCCACGGUUUGGGAACCACACCGGGGUCUCGAGCUGGAGUGGUGGGCAGCACGGACCUCCUGAGAGAGGGAGGAGACGACAUCUCCCCUGCCCUCCUCACCCCCCAUGGAGCCUCAGAUCUGGGUGGCGGUGCAGGAAUGCGUCGGAACCUGUCAGAUGCUGCUGCGCUGGAGAAGAUGAUCAUCUCAGAGCUGGUGCAGAGCAACCUGCGGCCCUCUGUCCCGAUGCCAGUCCCUCCAGAGCGCUACGGAAGCCUGGCGAGGCCUCACCACCACGACAGAGCAGCUCUUACCCACACCGCCACUUUGACUCGACACACACAGGCGCCGCCACCUCCUCAGCAGGAGAGCUGGGCUGCUACAGUUCAGCCGAACACUCGCCUCAAUGCACAAGAAGGCUGGGCGCCACCGAGGCACCAUGCACAGGACUCUGAAACUCAUUCCAUCGCACGCGGACCCGAUCACGCUACAACUCCACGCCUACAAGACGGCUGGUCGCACUCACGUGUAGAUUCUGAAUCCCAUGAGCUUCUCAAAGACAGUGACAGGCUGCAGCUGCAAGGCACUCUGGGUCGGCGUGGGCUGCAGGACCGGCAGCAGGCACGCCCCCCUGAUGUUCAAGCACGGCCCUACUCUACCCUCAGCAGGACGCCUGGUACCCUAUCCCGACACCGCAGCACGGUGGAGCCAAACGGAGGGACAGACAGAGACAGAGAGAGGGACAGGGAGAGAGAGCGGGAGCGGUACCGGGACAGGCCUCUCCCUCCUCCUCCUCCCCCUCCCCCGCAGGAGUCAGAGCCGCUGUACAAAGCUCUGGAGGAGCCGCUGCUGAUGAAGCAGAGGGAGGCCUGUGUUGAGUCAUGGAGAGGACAGGAUUUAGAAAAAGAUGAGACAUUUCUCCUAAAAAGAGACGGAAUAAUGGACGACUGGAGGGCAGGGAGUGAGAGAGGGAGGGAUGAGUCUUUCAGCUCUCAGAAAAGAGAAGGAGAGAUUGAUGAAUGGAGAGGAGGCAUGGAGAGAGAGAGGGAAGAGUCCCAUCUGUUGGAGAAGAGAGGUGGGAGGAUGGAGGUGUGGCGGGGAGGAGAGGCGGAGCAGGAAGAGACUUUUAUAACUCAGAAGAAGGAUUUUGGGAGCGAGGGAUGGAGAGUUGGAAUGGAUAGAGAGAAAGAUGAAUCCUUGUUUUUGAAGGACAGAGAGGGAUGGCGAGCGGGGAUGGAACGAGAGAACGAGAAACAGAAGGCGUUAGACGUGUGGAGGGGAGGAGUGGACGUGGACAGAGACGAGUCUUUCCUGUUUGAGAGUAAAGAUGGAGGUCUGGACGCCAGGAAAAGAGGCUCUCUGCGUUACCACGGUGAGCGAGAGGAUUCUGACGGCUACACUCUGCCUUUGACCCCCGACCUGGACCUGGACCCUGACUCCUCCCCCAUCUACGCCCGGGAUUCAAACCCCUCUCCGCUCUACCCCGGAGAGCGCCGCUCACCGCCUCUUAACAUCUUUCCACGAAGCUCUCCACCGACAAACAUCUUCGCCCCGCGAGACUCCAACUCGCCUCCGAACAACCUGUACUCCCGCCACUCCCCUCAGGUGUACAGCCGCAGCAGCUCCCCUCCUCGCUUCUACACCCGCACCUCCCCCCCGACCCUCUCGUACCCCGACAGCAGCCCUGAAGGUCCUGAGGAGAUCAGCCCCACCGGUCCACCCCAGCGACCUGCUCUGGAGCUCCCCUACAGCCUGGGACGGCCCCCUCUCGGCCCGCGGCCCAAUCACCUGCAGACCUUCUACCAGCCGCCGCCGCUGGCGACCAAUGGGGACGCAGCGUACACAGCAGAGCCCACCUCGGAGGGAGAGGACGGACAGAUGCAGCGGGUGACGAGCCUGUGACUAGGGCGGUGGUGAUCGGGGGAUAGAAACCAGGCAGGAGGAGGAAGAUGGCGGUAACAACGACCGAUGAAGUAAAACAGAUGGAAACAAUGAUGAUGAUGACGAUAACACUUUAGAGGAUGAUACCGGAUGAUGAUGAUGAUGAAGGGUAAAAUGAUGACAGUGAUUGCUCCUUCCUGCUUCUAUCUCCUGGUCACCACGAGACUUCCCCCUUUUCAUGUUUUGUUACUUUUCUACGACUGUGAUCCAUUUUUAACUCUUCCUCCUCUUCCUCUCUCUGUCCUCUGACCCUGCUGUGUCUUCCUAGCUCAUUGGUGCUUUUCCUUGGUUACUUUAUUUUAUUUUUUUGCUCAUUGUCUUCGUUUCUAUCGGUUGAUCGGCCGGGUGUCGUCCCUCCCUGUAGCAAACAAACAAUGUGUCAAAGAAGCACUUGUGUGUUGCCAAAAAAUCCUUUCAAAGAACAUGUGCAUGACUUUCUAGUGGCUUUUACCAGGCUGCAUACUGUAGGAGGAAAGAGCUGAUGUGUGUGUGAGUGUGCCUGAGAGUGUGUGUGUGUGUGUGUGUGUGUGUGUGUGUGUGUGUGUGUGUGUGUGUGUGUGUGUGUGUCUGCGAAGCUUGAUGAGCAUGUGUGUGUGAGAGAGUGCGUGCUUGUAUAUACAUCAUUCUUGUAUAAUUAAUGUAUCACAGUGAAGCAUUUUAUCAACAUCAAACAGGGGGCCUCUUACACACAUCCCCUCUGACUGAUUUUGAACUCUUGACCAAUCCCAUUUUCACAUCAAGACCAAAAGCUCCUCCCCGGACCUCCACCUGCCACAGACUGUCAGAGACCAAUCUGGUUGCAGUGGAGUUUGUCAUAGCAGCAGAACUUUUGAACUCCGGAGCCAGAGAUCAUAUAAAACCUCAAGACUUUUCUGCAGCCCCCUGAGAUCCUUGUACAUAUUGACCUCAAGUGUUCUGAUUGUCUUGUAUUGCUAUUGAAGUUCAAGUAAACAUGUGAAAUAAAA
Messenger RNA from Notolabrus celidotus (New Zealand spotty), 6655 nucleotides. Its product is annotated as adhesion G protein-coupled receptor L1-like. The coding region runs from base 45 to 5651 and encodes 1868 amino acids. Gene Ontology annotation, biological process: cell surface receptor signaling pathway; G protein-coupled receptor signaling pathway. Gene Ontology annotation, cellular component: membrane. NCBI's taxonomy places the organism in Eukaryota, Metazoa, Chordata, Actinopteri, Labriformes, Labridae. Gene Ontology annotation, molecular function: G protein-coupled receptor activity; carbohydrate binding. The transcript is spliced from 23 exons. The record is from RefSeq and is a predicted model, not a curated record.